Molecule: messenger RNA, 1011 nt
Organism: Pseudophryne corroboree (corroboree frog)
Lineage: Eukaryota; Metazoa; Chordata; Amphibia; Anura; Myobatrachidae
Product: olfactory receptor 5B21-like
Exons: 1
Coding region: 1-1011 (336 amino acids)
Biological process (GO): sensory perception of smell; G protein-coupled receptor signaling pathway
Cellular component (GO): membrane
Molecular function (GO): G protein-coupled receptor activity; olfactory receptor activity; odorant binding
Source: RefSeq, a predicted model, not a curated record
AUGGUCACCACAAACCUGACCCAAGUGAGAAUGUUUGUGUUCUCUGGACUCACCGACAAUGGAGAACUUGCCCCAUUCCUCUUCAUACUUUUCUUACAUGUCUACAUGGUGACUGUAGUGGGAAACAUCGGUAUGAUGGCCAUUGUCCAUAACAACUCCAACCUCCACACCCCGAUGUACUUUUUCCUGAGCUAUCUCUCUCUGGUGGACCUUUUCUACUCCUCAGUUAUAACUCCUAAAAUGCUGUCCGACCUUAUCUCCACGAGGAAGACCAUCUCAUUUGUUGGAUGUGCUCUUCAGUUCUUCCUCUUUGCUGGUCUUGCCUGUACUGAGGUCUUGCUUCUCUCCAACAUGGCGUAUGACCGGUAUGCUGCCAUCUGCCACCCUCUCCAUUAUGUCUCUAUAAUGACCAAGAACAUAUGUAUGUGUCUUGUGGUCCUGGCUUUCUCCAUUGGCUUUUUGCAGUCAUCAUUUCAGACCAUCUGUGUAUACAGUCUCCAUUUCUGUGAUACAAUCCUCAUAGACCACUUCUACUGCGAUGUCCCUCCAUUGCUCAAGCUGUCCUGCUCUGACACCUUCUCCUGUGUCCUAGUCACUGUUUUCUUUGUAGCUUCUUGUGGCAUGGGGUCAUUUAUAGUCAUCCUGAUCUCAUACAUGUUCAUAAUUUCUUCCAUUCUACGGAUGAAGUCUGCUGAGGGCAGGCGGAAAGCAUUCAGCACCUGCUCCUCACAUCUCACGUGUUCCUCCAUCUUCUAUGUGUCAGUUUUCUUCACUUACCUGCGCUCUCCCUCCAAUGCCAUCGAGAACCAAGACAAAAUAGCUGCCGUCUUCUAUUCAGCAGUGACACCAAUGCUGAACCCACUUAUAUACAGCCUGAGGAACCAAGAGGUGAAAAGAGUCAUCAUACAAGCAAUGCACAAUAUUACUGAUGUAGAUAUAAUUCUAUCAUUUAUUAGGGAUAAAGUUGGGGUUCUAUCAGUAACAUUUAAACUACACAAAACAUAUAUGUAG